Helianthus annuus (common sunflower) is the source of this 370-nucleotide messenger RNA. Its product is annotated as ABSCISIC ACID-INSENSITIVE 5-like protein 5. Gene Ontology annotation, cellular component: nucleus. Gene Ontology annotation, biological process: positive regulation of DNA-templated transcription. The transcript is spliced from 3 exons. The record is from RefSeq and is a predicted model, not a curated record. Gene Ontology annotation, molecular function: DNA-binding transcription factor activity. Lineage: Eukaryota; Viridiplantae; Streptophyta; Magnoliopsida; Asterales; Asteraceae. Bases 1 to 354 code for a protein of 117 amino acids.
AUGGUGUGGGAUGGGGAUGAUGGGUUGGUUGGGUGGGGCUGGGGGGUUACAGUUGUUGAGGGGUCUCCGGCGGUUUCGUCGGAUGGGUUAGGGAAGAGUAAUGGGGGUGACACGUCUUUGGUGUCGCCUGUUCCUUAUGUUUUAAAUGGAGUUUUUAGGGGGAGGAAAAAUGGGGCUAUUGAGAAAGUUGUGGAGAGGAGGCAGAGGAAGACGAUUAAGAACCGAGAGUCUGCGGCUAGAUCACGCGCUCGGAAACAGGCCUAUACUAUGGAACUGGAAGCCGAAGUCUCGGAACUGAAACAGAAGAAUCAAAAACUGAAACGGAAACAGGUGAAAGCAUAUCUGAUUGUAUGAAUCAUUAUUUGUCACG